This is a messenger RNA of Bicyclus anynana (squinting bush brown), 304 nucleotides long. RefSeq lists its product as uncharacterized. Lineage: Eukaryota; Metazoa; Arthropoda; Insecta; Lepidoptera; Nymphalidae. Bases 122 to 304 code for a protein of 60 amino acids. The record is from RefSeq and is a predicted model, not a curated record. The transcript is spliced from 2 exons.
AAAUUCUGUCCGUGUCAAAAAAUAUUCGAGACGAGUGAAAUUGAAUCAUCUGUUAUAAGAUUUUCAUUUUUCAAUUGAAUAUCAAUAAGUGAAUUUUUCUUCAAAGUAGGAAUCAAGGAGUAUGCCGCUUGGAACUUUCGGAAAAAUAACACUGUCGUGGUUAGUAGUGACCGUCGGAAGUUUAUCUCUGUUUGUGGCGGCCAAAAAUAACAUAGAUGCUCACCGCAUUGAGAAUAUGAAAGCUCGUGAACGCAUGCGCAAGGCAAAUCAGGGAGAAUAUCCUGAUUCUUAUAGGAAGUUGUGA